AUGAGCGCAGCAUUGCUUUCGGAGAAGUCUUUGGCUUCAACUAUGGCCAAACUACAAGAGAGCGGCGCAUACUCGGACUUCCAGAUCGUGUGUGGCUCAGACACGUACCACGUCCACAAAGCCAUCAUCUGCCCUCAGUCAGAGUUCUUCCGCGCCGCGUGUCGCCCACAUACAUUCCGAGAGGGGGAAACCAAUGUCAUCAAGAUUUCUGCUGGUCCAGGUCGGGACAUUGCCUUCUAUUCCCAGCCUCUCGAUGAGAGUGAUUUUGAUUGGGACUUGGAUGUCGAGACCACUGCAACCGUCAAACUCAUGGUCUGCUAUCUCUAUCGCCACGAUUAUCUCGAGGAGGAGACUACAGAAGCCCUCAAAAAGAAGUUGACUUUAUGCGGCACCAGCAACCGCAAAGGACUCCUCGCUGAGCACGCCAGAAUGUAUGCAAUGGGCGAUAAGUACGGCAUCUCUGGGCUCAAAGCACUAGCAGUUGCCAAGUUCAAAGAUCUCUUCAUCCACUGUCAUGACGGCCUGGCUGCAGCGCUCAUCAUUGCUUUCAAAGGAACCCCAGAUACAGACAGAGAGUUGCGAGAGGUGGUGUUUGUGAAGCUUCAUCCAUACCGCAAAGCAUAUAAGGAGAAUGCAGAGGUGCAAGCAGUCAUCUCACGGAUUCCUGAUCUUUGUUAUGGUCUGUACCGCAAGCUGUUAGCGGAUUACUGA
Molecule: messenger RNA, 711 nt
Organism: Aureobasidium pullulans EXF-150
Lineage: Eukaryota; Fungi; Ascomycota; Dothideomycetes; Dothideales; Saccotheciaceae
Exons: 2
Coding region: 1-711 (236 amino acids)
Molecular function (GO): protein binding
Source: RefSeq, a predicted model, not a curated record